Molecule: messenger RNA, 1962 nt
Organism: Exophiala viscosa
Lineage: Eukaryota; Fungi; Ascomycota; Eurotiomycetes; Chaetothyriales; Herpotrichiellaceae
Product: major facilitator superfamily domain-containing protein
Exons: 4
Coding region: 162-1808 (548 amino acids)
Biological process (GO): transmembrane transport
Cellular component (GO): plasma membrane
Molecular function (GO): transmembrane transporter activity
Source: RefSeq, a predicted model, not a curated record
GCAACCUGCUGGGCCCAAGGAUUCGCUGAACUAGCGGGGUGCCCGUGGGGUGCCCGGGUGCUCUGUGUGUGUAUAUUACCUGACGAUUCCCCUGUCAACGUUAAUGCUUUGCUGCACUUUGUCGCUCUUCAUCUCAAAAUCUUUGCUCACAAGUCGUCAAGAUGGGGUUCGGUAUUCUUGAGCCAAAGCGACGAAUGGAUCAUGUCCCAGGCACUACAUUCCUGGAUGAUCAUGAUGUUCCCUCCAUCGUGAAUGCUACCCACCUGAAGAAGGGUACGGGAAGGAACUCCCACAUUGUCCUCAUUCCUCAGCCAUCGAAUGACCCCAACGAUCCAUUGAACUGGCCCUUGUGGCAGAGAGAUGGAAUAUUGCUACUAACAUCAAGUUGUACGCUCAUCGUGAUUGGAGGUUUUGGCCCGAUCUUGUCUCCGAUUGCCAUUCCACUGAUUGAGGAAUUCAAGAUCAACUUCACACAAUAUGGACUUUUGAGUGGGUACUGUCUCUGCGCAACCGGUGCUAUCGGUAUUUUUAUCGCCUCAUUUUGCCGCAAAUUCGGUAAACGUCCUGGAUUAAUCUUCUCGAUGGCUUGCGCUUUUGCUGGUUCGCUCUGGGCAGGUGCCGCUAGAUCAUACGGUUCAUUCCUGGGAGCACGGGUUGUACAAGGUUUCGCAUGCUCAUUCUUUGAGUCCGUCAUGUAUGCUAUCAUCGGAGACCUCUACUUUGUGCACGAAAGAGGAUUACGCAUGGCGGUUUUCGUUACCUCGUUAUCCGGAAUUUCCAAUAUCCCAGUCCUGGUGUCUGGAAAGGUGGCCGCGAAUCUGGGUUGGCGCUGGAUCUUCUGGCUCCUUUCCAUCUUUGUUGGAAUCCUUUUUCUACUUUGUCUCUUGUUCGGAUGGGAGACUGCAUACAACCGCAACCCCCUUUACGAGAUUGAUCAAUCUUCGCAGGAUAACCUACAGAUUCUUGAGCAAGUCGAGGCUUCUAAGGCGGAGCAUCAGGAAGUUGAAAACAACGGCAACACCAUGUCCAGAACCCGGACAGGUGACGAUUCGAUCAUGCGCAGAGAGUCGAUCUGGCACAGAAUGCUGCCCUUCCACGGAACUUACAGUGAGACCUCACUACUAAAAUUGCUUAUCCGACCUUUCCUCAUCAUCAUCAACCCCGCCGUCAUCUGGGCUGGCAUCACGCUCGUGUUCCCGGUGCUCUGGGUCGUGGGUAUUUCAGUUGUCCUGGCGGAGAUUCUAGCAGGACCACCCUAUAACCUGGGCACGACGGAUAUUGGCUAUCUUUCCGCAGGACCAGUUGUCGUUGGCAUUCUCGCCAACCUCUUUUGUGGUCUCGUUUCCGAUCCACUUGCAAAGUGGAUGAGCCGACGCAAUGGUGGUAUUUACGAGCCUGAAUUCCGUCUCUUCCUCAUCCUGGGUCUUGCGAUAUUUGCUACCAUCGGCUAUUUCUGCUUUGGCAACCUGAUCACGCAAGGCACCAGUGUGGUCUGUAUCGCGAUAAUCUAUGGCAUAAUCGUUGGCUCAGGCCAGUUUGCCGCAGUCACCGUGGGUGCCUAUAUGGUCGAUGCAUACCGCGAUAUCAGUAUCGAAGUUUUUAUUAUUACGAUGAUCGUCAAGAACUUCAUGUUCUACGGGUUCACCUACUUUGUUAGUGACUGGGUCGUAGCUUGGGGUCCGGCGAAGAUGUUCAACGUCAUCGGAGGUAUUCAACUGGCACUGUGUACUUUGACCAUCCCUCUCUAUUUCUAUGGCAAACGAUUGCGAGCCUGGUGGCAUGCUCACCCAGCAUUUUCCAAGCUCUGAGGAACUAGGUUUGCGAUGUUUGCUGAUGUAGAUUUGGGAAAGGCAAAAGCAUAUCUAAGAAUAGCUGAAGCAGAACAUUGAAUCGGAGGAAACUACAGUCACAGAUCGUCAAGGCAGAUUGUCCCUGAGUGAAAGAGACAGUUUUCGGCAUCGG